Molecule: messenger RNA, 1497 nt
Organism: Oryctolagus cuniculus (rabbit)
Lineage: Eukaryota; Metazoa; Chordata; Mammalia; Lagomorpha; Leporidae
Source: RefSeq, a predicted model, not a curated record
AUGGCAGAGGAAAAACCAUCCCGCGAACCUCCCUCCUCACCAGCUGCAAAAAUGGAGGGGGAGGUGGGGGACACCCUACCACGUGGGCAGGAUGCAACACACACAGGACAGCAACACGUCCGCAUGGAACGGCUGCCUUUGCCCUCACGCCAGCAAAGGACACCGCGACAGGAUGGGCAGGAGCGCAGGCCCCCGCACGGGCCUCCGCACCCCGCGGGGCACCGCCAGGCGCGAGGGGCUGCCCCGCCUUCGCGGCCGAGAAGCGCCCCCAAGCUUCAAGGGAAGAAGCCGCACCGCUGCCCGGGGUUCGAGGGCUGGCCGAGGCCAGGGUGCAGCUUCCAGGCGAAAGGGGACGCUCGCUGUCCCCGGCCCCGGCGCCCACGGGGAUCCACGUCUGGUCCCCCUCCCCCGGGGCCCCAGCUGGGGGAGGGGCGGGAGGCGCGGAGCUGCCGCUUCCCGGCUGAGGGGCAGCAGCAGCUGAGGAGCAGCGCCGCGGGGGAGGGAGGGAUCAGCCCUCGCCGCCCGCCAGGCCCCGGCCCAGGCCCCGGCCCCCCGCGCCGCCCGCCGCCCACCUCACGGCGCGGCCGCGAGCGAAAGCAGGGAGAGGACGUCUCUCCGAGGGCAGCCCCUGCCUCCGUCCCGGGAGAUGCCCCAGCCCCGCCUCCUCGCCCCGUUGCCCCGGCACGGCCGCCUCGGCGGCGGGCACUCACCUCAGGCUGCGCAGGCCGGGACGGCCCGGCCGAGCCCCCGGCCGCUAAGUGCGUCUCCGCCCCCCCGGGAAAGGUCCCAACGGCGCCUGGUGCGAGCGGCCGAGGCCCCGAGCAGCGCCGAGAGUGGCGGCAGCAGCGGGAGCAGCCAACAUCCGGGGCCGCGCACCCGGAACUACUUCCCGACCCGCUCCCUCUCCCGCCCCCGCCGCCGCCGCCGCGGCCGCCGCCGCCGUCACGGUCGCCCCCGCCUCCCGCGACGUCGCUGCGCCACCGGCCGGGCGUCGGCGGCGUCACGACUGGUACGCGUCGCCGCCGCUUCGACUUGCGCGGGAUUCCUCCGCUGGGACAAGUAGUGCCUCGGGGCUCCACGCAGCCAGCGUCCACUAGCGGCCGGCAGUGCCGAUCGAUUUGGGGUCGCUUCGCCUCUCUCAGUGACGUUUUGGAGGGAGGGCCGCGGAGGCUGCCCGGGAAUCGAGGACCCUGCCUCCGGGUGCCAGGGGUCCCGGGCUCCCGGGGAAUGGCGCCGCGUGACCUCCCGCUGUCCCGCCGACCUCCACACCACCUUAGCCUCUCCGGGAAACCGGACCCCUUUCCGACUUUGCACACCGCGGAUUCUGCGGUCGCCAACAAAGGCGCCUUGGGGCUUCAGGACACCCUUUCAGAACUCCACGAGGCCGGGGUUCUAGACCCAUCAUUGCCGAGCCGGGUCUGCCUUUGCUUCUCGAAACAAAGGCGUUGGAGCUGGGGAAAGGACCUCUGGUUCUCAGGCUGGGCGCGCAGGUUCUGA